CUCCAGGGCUUCGCUUUCUGCAUACUACCCCACAGACCGCACAAUAUCUGAGACGCCACUCGGUGGAUCUGAAGCCUCGCAACUUCACAAUGUGGCCAUCUUUUCUCUCUUGCCUCGCAUUUAUUGCUUUCACUCUCGUACCUCCUGUUUUUGCUGGUACGAAAGAAAUCUGGUGGAAUAUAACCUACGUGGACGACAUCAGCCCGGAUGGACUCUACCCCCGACGCGUCGUCGGCGUCAAUGGCACCUGGCCGCCACCGCCCUUCGACGUCAACUCGAAUGAGGACCUACUUGUUCAUGUGACAAACUCUUUGGACGUUCCUACCUCGCUCCAUCACCAUGGCAUGUUUUUCAAUUCUACCGCAUGGAUGGACGGCGCUGUGGGUCUCUCCCAAUGCGGCAUACCUGUUGGAUCUACUUUCGGCUAUGUCGUCCCCGUCAGUACCUCCGGCCAACGAGGGACUUACUGGGUUCAUGCCCACGCUUCCGGUCAAUAUGUCGAUGGGCUACGUGCUCCAUUCGUGAUCAACCCCGAAUCCGAAGUCUACUCAUAUGAUGAAGAAUACACGAUCGUCCUCGGAGACUGGUAUCAUGAACAACACAGCGACCUAUUGGCCGAGUUCAUCAACGUCGAUAAUCCUGAGGGUAAUGAGCCCGUGCCAGACUCUGCGUUGAUGUACUUCGCCCAAAACGCGACCUAUCUUCCUCCCGUUUCCGGCACAUCCUCUGAUGUGACUAGUUCUGCUGUCGGCUUCAACGAGAACGCGACCUUGCCAUUCGAGCCUGGGAAGACAUACCGAUUGCGUGUCGUCAACACGGCGGCCUUCGCAGGGUUCUACUUCUGGAUCGACGGGCAUGAGAUGAGAGUCAUAGAGGCGGACGGAAUUGACACAGAGGAGUACUCAGCCGAGAUGCUAUCCUUGACUGUCGCUCAGCGCUACUCUGUCCUCGUCACCGCGCGAAACGAUACCUCGUCUAAUUGGGCAAUCCACGCGAACAUGGACGUCGACAUGUUCGACGACCUACCCGAUGCAUUGGAUCCAAACGUGACCUCGACAAUCACAUACAACUCGUCUACCCCGACGGCUGACAUAGGAUUUGUAGACGAAUUUCUAAUGUUAAACGAUAGCGCACUCGUGCCGAUCGAAGUCGUGCCGAUGUAUCCUCCCGCAGACCUCACCAUACCAUUGGUCGUCCUCCUAGAAACCAUGGAUGAUGGUACGAAUCGCGGAAUGUUCAACGAUGUAACAUACAACGCGCCUUUAGUGCCCGGGAUACUCUCUGCACUUACUCUCGGGGAGAACGCGACGGUGGCCGGUGCGUACGGACCCACCAGUUUAGUAUGGAACCAUUUGGAUGUUGUAGACAUCGUGUUAAUGAACGACGAUGACGGUAAACAUCCAUUCCACUUACAUGGGCACACCAUGCAAAUCAUCCACCGCGCCGAAAACUAUACCUCUGAUGAUCCAGAGCUGAAUCCUCCAUUCAUCGAGGGCCAAGCGAACCCUAUGCGACGAGAUACCGUCCAUGUCCCCGGUGGAGGAUCAGUCACACUACGUGUCGUCGCAGACAACCCCGGUGUCUGGUUCAUUCACUGUCACAUCGAAUGGCACCUUGAAUCCGGCCUCGCACUAACCAUCAUCGAAGCCCCCCUCAUCGCACAAUCCCGCACUGAACUCGGAGGCGGCGUACCCUCGUUCAUCACCGAACAGUGCGCUGCGCUUGGUUAUCCUACCAGCGGGAACGCAGCUGGAAAACAUAGUGCGACCGAUUUGGAGGGAUUGCCAGUUGGACCACACAGGCCGAAGGAUGAAGACGAUGAGGUUCGCGGAUGGUUUAGAUUUGGAUGGGGUGUAGUAGGGUGGUCAAAGAGUUGGGUUAUGUUCGGAGGUGGAGUUGCGGCUUUGCUGGGCCUAAUCAUGAUCGUGAAGUCCUUCCGGAACAGGUCACGGACCCGGAUCAGUGCGGAAGACGAGGUCAUGAAUGGACACACUAACAAGACUGUCAAGGUCGUAGAAGACAGGUUCUCUGCGCACAGCCGCGAGGAGGCUAAAGCACUGCUCAGUGCUUGAUAAUAUCCCCACACUAAAGAGUCCACGGAAUACAGAACUAGAUUGAGCGUACAUCAUUACUACUUUUCUUCUGCUCUAGAGCUACCAGGUUUGUACGGACAGCGCCUAUCAUCACUACUCCCCAAUUCCACAUAGUUCAUCUAU
Stereum hirsutum FP-91666 SS1 is the source of this 2216-nucleotide messenger RNA. RefSeq names its product ferroxidase (gene Shfet3a). Gene Ontology annotation, biological process: reductive iron assimilation; cellular response to iron ion starvation. Gene Ontology annotation, molecular function: copper ion binding; ferroxidase activity. Gene Ontology annotation, cellular component: high-affinity iron permease complex. The transcript is spliced from 10 exons. The record is from RefSeq and is a predicted model, not a curated record. NCBI's taxonomy places the organism in Eukaryota, Fungi, Basidiomycota, Agaricomycetes, Russulales, Stereaceae. The coding region runs from base 90 to 2072 and encodes 660 amino acids.